GGACCAGAGAGAGCCAAGAACCAGAACCAGCACCAGGACCAGCAGAAGAAACCAGACCAGCACCAGUAUGCAGUGUGUACGUUGUCCCGCCAUUUUGGUUCUCAUGGCACUGGUUCUGUGCAGUACCGGAGUUUCCUCUCAGCCAGACAGAGACCAGCUGCAGGACCCGGACCUGGAGCUGGAGCUGGAGCUGCGCAAUCAUCGGCUGCUGCAACAACCUCGCAGCGCAGGGUUCCUGUCACAGGAGUGGAGUAAACGUGCGGUGGAGGACCUGCUCGCUCAGAUGUCUCUGCCUGAGGCCGACGUCCAGCGGGAAGCUGAGGCAACAGGCGGGAGGAUGAACCUGGAGCGGUCUGCCGACCAACCCAACAGCAUACCCCCCCGCGAACGCAAGGCCGGCUGCAAGAACUUCUACUGGAAGGGCCUCACUUCCUGUUAAAGCCCCCCCAGAUGAGGCCACGCCUUCCUAAGACCAGUGGACCGAUCCCCUAUCACCUGGCCUUCACCUGAGAGAUUGGAUGGACCAAUCAGCAGCUGUCUGGCUGCAUCAUACCUGAAUAAUUAAUGUAAUUAUCAAAUAAAGAGAGAAAUCUGUGAA
Maylandia zebra (zebra mbuna) is the source of this 598-nucleotide messenger RNA. It is a transcript of the gene sst1.2, whose product is annotated as somatostatin 1, tandem duplicate 2. Lineage: Eukaryota; Metazoa; Chordata; Actinopteri; Cichliformes; Cichlidae. Gene Ontology annotation, cellular component: extracellular region. Gene Ontology annotation, biological process: regulation of cell migration. Gene Ontology annotation, molecular function: hormone activity. The record is from RefSeq and is a predicted model, not a curated record.